AUGGCGUCAUUCAGGGGCGGACAGAUCGAAGUAGACAGCGACGAUGACAGAGCUGGGGAAGCGGGGGAGGGGGAGGAAGAGGAGGAAGAGGAGGAAGAGGGGGAAGAGUCUCUCCUCGAGAUGAGGAAGCCUGAAGCCUGGAUGCUUGAGCAUGGACACUUCUCCGACGUGACCGUGACCUGUCAGAACCAGAGCUACCACCUGCACAAAUUCGUCUUGUGCAGAGAGAGUCUGCGGUUUCAAGAGAUGCUCAUGGAUCCUGCUUCAGAGAACGACAGAAUACAAGUCGAUUACGAUGAUGACGACUUCGAACUGUUUGUCCAUUUGCUCUACACUGGUGAGAACCUGUCGGGUGACUUUGACGCUGAUCUGGUAUUCAAAAAGAUGAAGAAGUUGGAAGUCAAUCCAACUAGGUCGUGGGACCAGCCGGCGCUCAAGUACUUCAAGACGAGGUCCAUCGCUCAGAUAGUCUCGAGCUUUGAGAACUACCUGGGGGACGACGACAUCGGUCUUCUCCCGGUAGAGGCGAUGAAUGAAGUGAUGCGGAUCUCUCACGGGAGAAAACCGAAACCUCCUCAAGACUUCUUGUUCUGCGCGAUCUCGAGCAGGAACAUAGUGUUGCAGGACCUGAAGCGAGAAGUCAACAGAGUGAACUUGCGGCAAGCGAUGUCUCUCUACCCUUCCAUCGGCUACGAUCAAGUUUGCGAUCUUCUCAUUCAGUGCGUCAAGCAUGGAGCGGACAAGGAGAUUGAGCGAUGUAUCCCAGUCUUGGCCUCCAACCUCCCUGAGGUAGACCGGGGGAAAGUCUUGAAGAUCUCAAAGCGCGCCAUGCUCGACACUUUGCGGCACGAGGCGAUCUCCGACAUGGAGCACGCGUAUGCCCUCGGCAAGGAAUUCCUGCUGACCUCGAGCCCCGAGAUCAAGCCCCUGAUCGACAAGAUGGACGGGCAAGGAAUAGUGUCUGGCGACAGGACCAAGAGGCCGCGCGCGGGGACAGAAGAAUGGUACCUCUUUGAGAUCUUGGAGGCGCUGCUCUCCCUCAGGAAGAAGAUCAAACUGCGCAAGAUGGAAGCGGCAAGAAAUCUCCCUUCCUUCAGGAUCCUUCUCGUAUGCGCGGAGACGUUCGAGGACUAUCGGGAGGACGUCGACAUCUUCCUGGCGCACCUUCGCAACCCUUCACUGGAGCAGCUGCUCACCUACCACAGCGUCCUCCUCUGGUCCAACGCCGACUUUCACGACCCCGAGGCUCUCGGCGACGUCCUGGCAGACGCUGUGGAGGGAGGAGUCGGCAUCGUCGUCGGUGCCUACGCACUCAACGAUGGGGAGGGGAGGAUGUGCGUGUCCGGGCGACUUUUGCAGUUCAUGCCAUGCCAUGCCGGGAGAGUGUCAGGUGGGCAAGAGCUGACGCUGCGCCGUUGUGAAGCUCAGCUCGCGCGGUUCCCCAAGUGCGGGGAGAUGCUGGAAGGCGUGAGAAGCUUCUCGGGGGGCGAGGAGAGCAUGCAUCAGUCCCUCGAGAAGAAGGUUGGCAUGGACUGCAGCGUCUUGGUGGCCGAGUGGAGCUCCGGAGCUCCUCUGGUGCUGGUGAGCCUGCCCGAGGGGAAGAGGAAGGGGAAGGUGGUGGUGUGGAACUGCCGGCCGGGCUCGUCGGACGCGAGCUUCUAUGGGUGGCGGGUGAAGACAGACGGAGCUCGGCUCAUGUUCAACAUGCUCAAGUUCGCUACGGCCACUCACACAGACUCGAAGUUUGUUGAAGCAGAUUAG
Molecule: messenger RNA, 1761 nt
Organism: Guillardia theta CCMP2712
Lineage: Eukaryota; Cryptophyceae; Pyrenomonadales; Geminigeraceae
Exons: 17
Coding region: 1-1761 (586 amino acids)
Molecular function (GO): protein binding
Source: RefSeq, a predicted model, not a curated record